UCCCCUUCGCCGAAGCUCCGAGCAAGUCGCCGAAUUUAGCUUCGCAUUCUCUCUCUCUCUCUCUCUCUCUCUCUCUCGCUACGCCCUCGCACCUCCUAUCUCGCCGUGGAUGAGGGCAGUGAGAGGAGUGGUGGCGCCGUCGAAGCGCGCGUCGCUCGCGGAGGCGGCGUCCUUCGCCGCCGCCUUCGCCGUCGCGGGCGAGGAGGGGCGCCCCGACAUCGCCGCCUACAUCCGCCGCUUCAGAUCCGCCCUUGACGAGCUCGUGCGCCUCCACCGCGAGAUCGAUCCUCACGGGGGUGGCGAAGUGGAAAGCCCUAGUGGAGGCGUUAAGGGAGAGGUUGGGGAUGUGGGCGCUAGGGUUUUGGGGUCGGAGGAGACGAGGGGGAUGAGAAAGAAGAAGAAGCGGAAGAGAGAGGAGGUGGAUGGGGAAAGGAGCGGUUUCGAUGGUGGUGUGGGCGUUGGGGAUUUGGGGGAAGUGAGGAGAAAGAAGAAGAAGAAGAAGGAGAAGAAGAGAUAGGGAAAAGAUGAACUCCAUGGGCUUUUCGGAUUAGGAUCUAAGAAUUUGUGGCGUAACAUUGAAAAAUUUUUGAGUUGAAAUCUGUUCUAUUGGCUUUGUUUGAACAAUUCUAUUCGAACAAUACUUCUGCAGAAACUAUCAACUUGAAUGAGCUUGAGUUUAUGUGGAA
Molecule: messenger RNA, 686 nt
Organism: Ananas comosus (pineapple)
Lineage: Eukaryota; Viridiplantae; Streptophyta; Magnoliopsida; Poales; Bromeliaceae
Exons: 2
Coding region: 110-517 (135 amino acids)
Source: RefSeq, a predicted model, not a curated record